Pseudo-nitzschia multistriata is the source of this 2995-nucleotide messenger RNA. The record is from the annotation of a GenBank genome assembly. Lineage: Eukaryota; Bacillariophyta; Bacillariophyceae; Bacillariales; Bacillariaceae.
CAUACGGUACGACCGAAAAACCGGAAUAYAGUUUCYAUAACAAAUACAAUUUCACUGAACAGUACCGUAGACGGCAAUCCAACCGCGUCGUUCCRGCCAGACCACCACCACCAACUAUUUUCUUYCGAACACCACUAAGAACCAACCGCGCUGUACCAUGGCCCUUGCGUCCCGCCGCCGCGACCAAGGGGGUUCCCUCCCGGUCGGUCUCGCCCUCGCGCAGAGGCUGCUCCUGACCGCCGGGCUAGGGCUUCUGUGCGGGGGAGCCGCCCCUGGCCAUCGCCRUCGGGCCCUGGCCCUGGCCCUCGAACAGGGCGCAGGGGGGACGCUUUCCUGGGAGGAACGAGCGGCCUUUCCCGGGGGCGSUCGCCACCACCCCAUCACCUUUGCGAACGAGACACACGGCUUUGUCCUGUCCGGAUCGACCCAGACGGAAACCUACACGUCCGACUUUUGGGCCUACGAGGCAGCCACGGACAAGUGGACCAACCUGACCGGGACGGACGCGGCCUUUCCUGGAGCCCCCCGGAGCUUCGGGUACGGGGUGGCCUCGACGAUGGACUGUGGAAACACCAAGGCCUACGUGGGACUCGGGGCCGGGGAAAACUACCAGCGCUUCACCGAUUUCUGGGAGUUUGACAUGGUGACCCACGCCUGGAGGGAGYUGGCGAGCUUCCCCGGGUUGGGCCGGAGGCACCCGGCAAUGAACUUUAUCGAACCAGUGGGGGAAAUCCACGUCGGCCUCGGCGACGGCCUCCUCGGCAACUACAAGGACUACUGGGCCUACUCGAUCGAAACCGACGAGUGGAGGCAGCUCGAGGACUUUCCCUCCUCCGAGCGGCACCACCCCUUUUACUUUGCGAUCGAUGCGAACUCUUACCUCGGGCUUGGCCAUUCCAAYGGGUACGACCCCUUCAUCGAGCGAGACUGGUAUCGCUACGACGCCAUCGACGGUACCUGGGAACGGGAAGAAGACUUUGCGAGCUACCCGCUUGGGAUCCCCGGGGCACCCGGCCCCGGGGCGACCCCCCGGUCCGGCGCCUCCCCCGUCACGACAGAAGCCCGCGUGGCGGGGACCCAGUUUUCCGUGGCCGGGUCCUGCGACGCCGACCUCGCCCUGGGUUUUGUCCUUAGCGGGGACGGGGACGACCACCGCGCGAUGCCCACGGGGGAGUUCCACGUCUUUGAUCCCUCCUCCUCGGAGUGGCACGAGCUCCCGCCCCACCCGGGAUCCUCRCGGUGGGCUCCYGGGUCUUUUGUCCUCCGUGGAACCACCAGGGCCUACCUUGUUGGGGGUUACGACCGGAACGAACGCAUCCUGUACUCGGACCUGUGGACGAUCGAUCUGGAGCCCCUCUUUGUGGGGGCCAACGCCACGGGRACCUUUGCUGAUGUCGGCCUUGACGAUGUUGACUACGGCUACAAAUCGCUCCAACCAAGCGAGCCGGAACGGUUGGRAACGGAAUACGGCUACGGCUUCGCCGGCMYGUCGUCCCCCGCCGUAGCCACGGGCGKAGCCCGGGAGUGGAGCCUUUCUUGCGGGCUCGCCGUGUCGUCGUCACUUCUGUUACURYUGUGGGCCCCACUUGCAUGAGGKCCYGGCUCGUUUCGUUGCGACGCGCACGACGGCAUAAAAUAAUAAUAAAACUAGUAUCGAGUCGAAGACCCGCGAGUUAAGAAAACUAUUCUUGAAGAAUUUGGAAGUGAUUCGUACCAAAUAUUUGUUGCAACUGCUCACUGCAUCCCUGAUUGAUAAUAAUCGCACCGCAGUGGAUUGUUCGUCAAGCUCUCAUAGCCAUUUCGACCGAACCGACAAAAACUAUUAUCAGUGCGUGUCAAAACUAACCCACGAAAGUUUGUCUCGAGCCACAACACCCCGACGGAGACCCACAACCCGGUUGCUCAAUACACAAUGUUAUCGAUGUCGGCGAGAAAKGUYUCUCGAUCCUUUCCACCGGGCGCCACAUUGGAGAGCGCCUCGACCUUUUUCAGGGGACCCUGUUCAAACUUGAUUUUUUCGCGCACCUUCUCUGGAAACAACGGGGUGAACAGUUUUACCAGGGCACUCACAAGUUUUGGCAGAUUGAGCAGGAGGGUUGGUCCGCCCAGUGACGGAUACAACUCAUUGGCUUGCUUCGAGGAAUCGCCGAGGGCCGUGCGAAAGGUAGCGUCGCCACCGAUGAGUUUGAUUCCGCUCAGAUCGUUUACGGUGAGUACAUAGGCGAGUUUGUCGUUUUUUACAGACCGAUCGUUGGCGGCGAGGGCAAUAAUUUCCUUCGAAUAAAGGAAGAAKGUCACUAAGUCAUCGACAGCGAUUCUUUCCAUCAGGGCGUUGUCGUCGAUCUUGCCCGCACGGAUGCAGUACAAGAUGUCGCCUUUCGAAGAUGAGGUGGUCAUGCACGUGGUUUGGGURAUGUAAUCGUUGAUGAUACCGGCCUCGGGAGCGGCGGCUCGGAUCGGAUYGUUGUCCCAUCCUCCGCCCGCGGUCGCGGCUUGGUAUGCGGUCGUUGCUGCGUCGCACAUGGCCUUGCCCUCGCCCUGUCUCCAAGCCAGGGUUUUCUUCAGGUCCUCGAUGCCUUUGUCUUCGAGGCAAUAUCGCAGAUAAAAUACGUCGUUGCUGUAAGGAACUUGACCAAACUUGUCGUCUCCAACAAUCGACUUGGUCUCUUUCUUGAAAGAAGAAAUGUCGGCCUCGUAUUGUUUGAGCAGGACAGACACCGGUUCUUUGACACCAAAUGCGUCUGCCACAUGUGCCUUCCGACAAGCAAGAGACGAAAGAAGGGCAACAAUGAGUGUUUUGAUCGACGACGAAGACAUGGUUGUUGUUUUUCAAAGAUAGAAAAUGCCGUUGAGUACAAGCAAUCGAACCAAUCUGAAGCAGGAGGGAGGAACUCUUCCUGGAAUAUAAGAAGAUGCCGGGAUCGAUUUGCGAAAAAUGAUCCGUUUCCUGCACGUAUUCAAGUUGGUGAUUUCUGAUUUCAGGUAAUCUUACCGU